Messenger RNA from Morchella importuna, 1818 nucleotides. RefSeq lists its product as uncharacterized. The transcript has 5 exons. Gene Ontology annotation, molecular function: FAD binding. The record is from RefSeq and is a predicted model, not a curated record. NCBI's taxonomy places the organism in Eukaryota, Fungi, Ascomycota, Pezizomycetes, Pezizales, Morchellaceae. The coding region runs from base 1 to 1818 and encodes 605 amino acids.
AUGACGCCCCAAACCACCGACGUCCUCAUCGUCGGCGCCGGCCCCGCCGGCCUAAUACUCUCCACGCUCCUAACCCGCCUCGGCAUCCCCCUGGUCCACAUCGACGACCGCCCACACGCCACCAGCACCGGCCGCGCCGACGGCCUACAACCCAAGACGCUCGAAACACUCUCCCAGCUCCGCCUCCUCACGCCGCUGCUCGAGCGCGGCGUCAAGAUCUACGACAUCUCUUAUUGGAACUCGACGGCGCAGCACGCGCUGCGGCGGACGCGGCGGGAGUGCCAUUUCCCCGGGGUCGUGGAGGUGGUGGAGCGGUUUAUUUUGAUCUGCCAUCAGGGGGUUGUGGAGGGGGUGUUGGAGGGGGAUGUGGUUGCGCGGGGGGGCGGGGUGGUGAGGGGGGGUGUGUUUGGGGGUAUGAGCUUGAGGGGGAGGAGGGGUGAGGGCUUGGUUUGGGAAGGUGGGAGGGGAGGAGGGGAGGUGAGGAGGGAGGUGAGGGCGAAGUAUGUGGUGGGGUGUGAUGGCGCGCAUAGUGCGGUGAGGAGGUGUAUGCCGGGUGCGAAGAUGGAGGGGGAGAGUACGGAUGUGUUUUGGGGGGUGUUGGACGGCGUGAUUGAGACGGACUUUCCGGAUCUGUGGAGUAAAUGCGCAAUCGCCACGCACGACAAAGGCACAAUCCUGUGCAUCCCGCGCGAGCGCGGCAUGACACGACUGUAUAUCGAGCUCAGCAACGGGAGCAAGUCGGAGGCGACGCAGGAGUUUGUCAUGGCGCGCGCAAAGGAGAUCAUGGCGCCGUUCAGCGUCGAGUGGAGGAGCGUCGAGUGGUUUGGGGUGUACCAGAUCGGACAGCGGAUAGCUAGCACAUUUAGUGACCGCGGCCGUGUGUUUAUCGCCGGCGACGCAGCGCACACACACUCGCCCAAGGCCGCCCAGGGAAUGAACGUCUCCAUGCACGACACCUUCAACCUCGCCUGGAAGCUCGCCUUCGUACUCAAAGGCCUCUCCCCUCCGAGCCUCCUCGACACCUACAUCCACGAGCGCCGCAAGAUCGCCGAAGACCUCAUCGCCUUCGACCACGCGCACGCCACCGCCUUCACAGGCAACGACGCCGCCGCCCUCGCCGCAAACUUCGCGAAGAACAUCCGCUUCAUCUCUGGCGUCGGCGCCGACUACGACGCAAACGCACUCAACCGCCCGCUUGCCAGCGGGCUCGUGUGCGGCCUCGUGCCCGGACAGCUGCUGACCCCCGCGAGGGCGACGAGGUAUGUAGAUGCCAACCCCGUCGACGUGCAGCGCGACAUACCGUGGCUGGGGCAGUGGCGGGUGUAUUUCCUGACCGACGAGUACCACGCCGCGCGGCCGCUGCUGGAGGGGCUGUGUGCGGCUGUUGAAGCGCCGGGUCACGUCCUUGCGCGGGCGGCGGCGGCGUCGGCUGCGGGGGGCGUGCUGCGCGCGGGGUGGGUGGCGGGCGACGAGUUUGUGCAGCCGGGGCGGUAUCUGCCGGGUGGGCAGCAGGUGGUUAGUUAUUCGCUUGUUACGAGGACGCCUCGGGCAGCCGUGGAGCUGGAGGAGAUGCCGGGGCUGGUGAGGGGGAAUCGGUGGGCUGUGUAUGUGGAUGAUCUGGGCGAGGGCGUAUCGCCGGUGGGAGGUGGUGCGGGAGGGUUGGAAGGCGGGGGGUUGAAGGGCGGGGAGGUGUUGGUGGUGUGUGUUAGGCCCGAUGGGUAUGUCGGUGCGGUGGGCGGACGGUGGGCGGGGGGCGGACAGGCGGCGGAGGCGGCGGAGUGGCUGGAGGCGUAUUUUAGUGGCUUUUUGGUGGGGUGA